CAGUUCCAUAUCUUUUUUCAAAAUUGUGGAGCAGGUGCAUAAUCAAGAGAGAGAACGAAAUCAUCGAGUAGCCCCUUCUUGUCAAACCGCCACAUGAGCACGGUAGCUUUAUUAGCUUAAACCUCACUGGUCUCAGAGUGGAUAAAGCUUGAAAGCGUCGAACUUAAACCUCGCGUCCUGCGCUUUAUUCAAAGGAAGUGCAGCAGAUGGCUACUAUACUGCACGCGACGCCUUUUCUGGAUUCGCGUUUUUCCCCUAAAUGUUUCACUCCCCACCCUGCUAAGAUUGAUUUAUUUCAGCAAAGGCUCAGAAUUCCUCGCCAUAUAUUUCCGCAAACAAAGAAUGCUGGUAGAAUUAUGAAGAGGGUCCUAGCUUCUGCAGCGGUGUCCGCUGAAAAAUCAAAAUCUUCUGUGCAGGAAAUCCCUAGUUCAGAGUUGGAGCCGGUGGAUCCUGACUUUUAUGCAAUUGGUCUUAGCAAACAUGUCAGUAUUUUUGGAGUAGAAUUCAAGGAGGGACCUGAUGGUAUUGGAUUGUAUGCUGUGAGAGAUUUACCACAUCUUCGCAAGCCCAGGGUGAUUCUCGAGGUUCCAAUGGAACUUAUGCUUACAGUGAGCAAGAAACUUCCAUGGAUGUUUUAUCCAAAUACUGUACCAAUUGGGCAUCCUAUAUUUGAUAUUAUCAACUCCACAAAUCCUGAGGCUGACUGGGACUUAAGAUUGGCUUGUCUUCUUUUGCUGGCUUUUGAUACCAAGGAUAGUUUCUGGCAGUUUUAUGGUGAUUUUUUACCUAGUGUUGAGGACAGCACGAGUUUACUGCUAGCUACAGAGGAGGAACUAAUUGAACUACAAGACCAAAAUCUGGCUCGCAAUAUUAAACAUCAGCAAGAACGUGUAAGAAAUUUCUGGAAGAAAAACUGGCAUGCAGAUGUUCCAUGGAAAGUGAAACGUUUGGCUCAUGAUCCUGAAAGAUUUCUUUGGGCAGUAAGCAUUGCCCAAUCACGUUGCAUUAAUAUGACCAUGACGAUUGGUGCCAAAGUGCAGGAGUCCAACAUGCUAAUUCCAUAUGCUGAUAUGAUUAACCAUUCAUUUCAACCAAAAUGUUCAUUUCGAUGGCGUAAGAAGGAUCGAAUGUUAGAGGUUCUCAUUAAUGCUGGGCAGUCCAUAAAAGCAGGGGAAGAGAUGACUAUUAGCUAUAUGGAGAAUUGCCCAAAUGAUAGACUUAUGGCACAAUAUGGGUUUUCAUUGCCUGUGAAUCCUUGGGAAUCAAUAGAAUUUUCGGGGAGAGCAAAGAUACAUCUGGAUUCAUUCCUAUCAGCAUUUUCUAUUGCGGGUUUGAUGGAUGAAUUAUAUCACAAUGAUGCAUUAUCUGAUGAAGAUGAUAAUUUUGCUGAUGGAGCUGUAAUAGCAGCAGCAAGAACCUUACCAACUUGGUCUGAAGGGGACUUGCCUUUCCUUCCAAGCAUGGAAAAGAAAUCUAUUGACGAGCUUCAAGAGGAAUGCUGGAAAUUGUUGGGAAUGUUUCCAACUACAGUUGCUGAGGAUAUCAAGAAGCUAGAAGCUGAAUUGAAUGAUAGGAGCAAAAUCUAUGGAAGUGCAUUGAAAUUUGUUCUGUACUGUCACAACCAUAACAAUUGAACAAGCAGCGAUCUUGGUAUUACAGAGUCCAGAGUUUUAACUUGUCAGAAAACAGAAACUUGGGAAAUGUAGAUUUAUUGUGCAGAUCUACUGGAUAAUUGCCCAAGGCAGGGCUGACAUUUACAGGAUUAGCUCCGAUGGACCGUGGAAUUUUAUCGUCACGUUGUUGUAAACCUUUAUUUUUGAAUUAAGAUACCAUUAUCUAUUUUGGAAAAGAUGCAGAUUGUAAAUUCUGUUUCCUGAUGAUACAUUUUUUCUUUAUAUAAAAAAUUUCUCCUUAAAUACAAAUGGCAAAUGUAUUUUACUCAUAUGAGAGACCUUUUUGGGAUAGGACUUUCAAUUUGUUUAGGACUUAUGUUACCUAUUAUCUAUCCAAAUUUUGAGUUGGAUGUACUGGCAAUCAUGCUCUGCUUUAUAGUUUUGGUAUAUUUGAAG
Molecule: messenger RNA, 2069 nt
Organism: Cryptomeria japonica (Japanese cedar)
Lineage: Eukaryota; Viridiplantae; Streptophyta; Pinopsida; Cupressales; Cupressaceae
Product: protein PLASTID TRANSCRIPTIONALLY ACTIVE 14
Exons: 13
Coding region: 207-1634 (475 amino acids)
Biological process (GO): thylakoid membrane organization; peptidyl-lysine monomethylation; plastid transcription
Cellular component (GO): chloroplast thylakoid; plastid-encoded plastid RNA polymerase complex
Molecular function (GO): protein-lysine N-methyltransferase activity; protein binding
Source: RefSeq, a predicted model, not a curated record